Cyprinodon tularosa is the source of this 2732-nucleotide messenger RNA. It is a transcript of the gene stub1, whose product is annotated as STIP1 homology and U-Box containing protein 1. NCBI's taxonomy places the organism in Eukaryota, Metazoa, Chordata, Actinopteri, Cyprinodontiformes, Cyprinodontidae. The transcript has 8 exons. Gene Ontology annotation, molecular function: ubiquitin protein ligase activity; protein-folding chaperone binding. The record is from RefSeq and is a predicted model, not a curated record. Gene Ontology annotation, cellular component: Z disc; cytoplasm. Gene Ontology annotation, biological process: protein quality control for misfolded or incompletely synthesized proteins; proteasome-mediated ubiquitin-dependent protein catabolic process; protein polyubiquitination. The coding region runs from base 254 to 1108 and encodes 284 amino acids.
CUUCCGUUCUGAGAGCUUUUGACGUCAGCAUAACAACAACCUGUCAUGACAGCUCGAAGAAAGAAAUCUCCAGAAUAAAAUUUACAUGAGUGAUUAUAAAGCCACUUUCACCUGAAUGUAAAACUCUCUCUAAAGUCUGUGUGCGAUCCAGGACGGACAGGACAUUCUGAGACCUGUCAUUUAGCCAGCCGGAGAGACGGGGAACAGGAUUGGGAAGCAGGGCGAGGCGGGCCCCGCGGAGCCGGUGGAGAAGAUGGCUGGCAGCCCGGAGAAGAGCUCCACCGCGCAGGAGCUGAAGGAGCAGGGGAACCGGCUGUUCCUCUGCCGCAAGUACCAGGAGGCUGCCUCAUGCUACAGCAAAGCAAUUAACCGUAAUCCGUCGGUGGCAGUGUACUACACCAACAGGGCUCUCUGCCAUGUCAAGCUGCAGCAGUAUGACAAGGCUCUGGCAGAUUGUAAGCAUGCCUUGGAGCUGGACAGCCAGUCAGUUAAGGCUCACUUUUUUCUAGGCCAGUGUCACCUGGAGCUGGAGAACUACGACGAGGCUAUUGGCAACCUACAGAAAGCCUAUAACCUUGCAAAAGAGCAGAGGCUAAACUUUGGAGAUGACAUCCCCAGCGCAUUGCGCAUUGCCAAGAAGAAACGCUGGAACAGCAUUGAGGAGAAGCGCAUCAACCAGGAGAAUGAGCUACAUGCUUAUCUGACUAAACUCAUACUGGCUGAGAAGGAACGUGAACUUGAGGAAUACAAUGAGAAACAGGAUGACAAUCAAAACAGAAGUGACGCUGGAAAGAUUGCAUCUAAACAUGACAAGUAUUUAAUGGAGAUGGAGGAGCUCUUCUCACAAGUAGAUGAGAAAAGAAAAAAGCGUGAGAUCCCCGAUUACCUUUGUGGAAAAAUCAGUUUUGAGCUGAUGCGGGAGCCUUGCAUCACACCUAGCGGCAUCACCUAUGACCGUAAGGAUAUCGAGGAGCACUUGCAGCGGGUAGGUCACUUUGACCCCGUCACCCGGAGUCCCCUGACCCAGGAUCAGCUGAUCCCCAACCUAGCGAUGAAGGAAGUGAUCGAUGCUUUCAUCCAGGAGAACGGUUGGGUGGAGGACUACUGAAGAGACAAGCUUGUAUCCCCAUUCAGUACAAUGCACAGAGCCUGGACAAGACAAGACUGUAGAGAACAGAUCACUCCUUGCGUGGAUACGUACCUUGGAAGCAGGAAAAGUCACACAGAGGACUACCAGACAGGAGCAACGUGUCUCAACCUGCCUCUCCUCUCCUCCCCCUUUAUUUUUCCUUGUAGAUCAACUUCUUACUCUUAACUGAGGCUCAGUGUUACCGGCCUGCUGCUCCCUUUAAGACCCCCUUCACUCUAACAUUUCUAGCCUUUCUCUUCAUCUUCCUGUCUGUCGUGCUGUUUCAGGUCUUUCUGUGCUCAGAUAGGGACCGUGCUCUCAGGUCUCUUUUGCACUCUGCCUGGUUUCUCUCUCUGUGUCUCUCUUUUUUUCUGAGCCACAGUUUUCUGAAAGAAUAACAAUCCAGUGUUUCACCGAUUCAAAUAUGGAGAAAGAAACAGACUUUUUUUUGCGUCAGGACUUAUACAGACACUGGCCUUUUAUUUCGAGGUUAAUCCAAGUAUAUUUUUGUCAUUUUUCAUUAAAAAAAUGGACGAUCUGCCUAGUUACUAAAGUAUAUCUUUUGGAGAGGUCACUACAAUGCCAAAAACCUAUCCUCAUUCAACAAGAGUGACUUGAUAGUGAGUUUGACACCGUUCUAGAAGAAGGAUGCAACACAGCUCCGCCUCUUCCUGCUGGUGGCACCCCGUCCGUUCAUGCCCCUGUCACUUUACUGUACAUUGUUGAAUAGAUCUUUAUUUGGCAUCUCAAUCAAACCCCAAUCCAGACAAUUCAGAUAAGCUGAAUGUAUAGAUAAUAUAUUUCUUUAGAUUCAGCCAUCAUUAUUACAAGAUGUUUUUUUUUUCCGAACAGUUUAAAGGUUUGGGGAAGAAACCUUGAGCUAAGAACAGAAAAUGAAUAGCUGCAUAAAAAAAAAAAAAAAAAAAAAAACUAAAAGAGUUUUCACAUUGCUGGAUAUGAAUAUUAAUUGCUUAAACGUUUAAACUUGAGAGGAGAGCCAUUAGCUGUUUUGACUGUUGCUGAUAUCUGCUUUGACAAAUGGUCUGCGCUGUAGUGUUUACAGAAGAUGUUUCUGGAUGUUAACGUGCUGUCUGCCUGGAAUGGAAGCGGAUGCUCGAAUCAAAUGAAUUUUGUUCUUUUUAAAAGCCUGAAGAUUGAAUGGUUGCAUCUUUUUAAAGAAAUUGACAAAUCUUUGUACUGUCACAAAUAUAUGAGCUUCAUUUGCAUCACUGCCCCAUAGUCGGCCAUUCAGAGGAUUGCUGGAAGAGUUCUGAUCAUCUUCAUCUGUACCUUAGUUCAAGUUUUUGCGUGCUGGAUUUCCAGCAUUUCCUGUCAUAAAAGGAGUUUUCAAUCCAGUGCUUAGUAGUUUACAGCUGAUUGUGUCUGUGGUGAAUUAGGCCCGUUUGGUUGGUCUUUGUGCUGGGGUUCAGGCUUUGUACAUAAUUUGCUGGUGUUAAUCAGAUUUUAUUUCUUGACAAGUUAGGGUUCUUUUUUUGUCUGGAGAAGGCCUAGAGCUUAAUAAACUGUAUUAAAUGUAGAUAUGUUGAUAACAUGAAUGACUUGUUCUGUUUUCCUUUUGGCCUGAUUAAAUCAUUUCCUUGGA